AUGCCCAAGUCGCCUCUUAUAUGCUUCUGCGAAGAAAGACGUCCAGGAGUUACAGCAGAAAAUCCAGGAUUAGCAUUUGGUGAUAUUUCAAAAAAAUUAAUCGAAAAAUGGAAGAAUUUAUCUGCUGAAGAAAAAGAAAAAUAUAUUAAGAUGGCAGAACAGGAGAACGAGGAAGAUAAAAAUAGAAUCAAUAAUAUCGAAGAUUUGUAUCAAUAUUUUGAAUCCAUUCCAAAAAAGAAUAUCAAAGAUUUAAAAGUUUCUACAGAAAGUGUAAUCCAUCUCGUUAAACUCCGAAAUAUGGCAAAUGAACUCUCAAAACACUUUUCCAAACUAUCAACAGAACUAGAUUCUACUCUAAGCAAUAUUGCUGAUAAGCUUGUCGAUAGAGAAUAA
Trichomonas vaginalis G3 is the source of this 393-nucleotide messenger RNA. Its product is annotated as DNA binding. Lineage: Eukaryota; Parabasalia; Trichomonadida; Trichomonadidae. The transcript has a single exon. The coding region runs from base 1 to 393 and encodes 130 amino acids. The record is from RefSeq and is a predicted model, not a curated record. Gene Ontology annotation, molecular function: DNA binding, bending.